Capsaspora owczarzaki ATCC 30864 is the source of this 4214-nucleotide messenger RNA. RefSeq lists its product as hypothetical. NCBI's taxonomy places the organism in Eukaryota, Filasterea, Ministeriida, Capsasporidae. The coding region runs from base 1 to 4140 and encodes 1379 amino acids. Gene Ontology annotation, molecular function: nucleic acid binding; 3'-5' exonuclease activity. The transcript is spliced from 12 exons. Gene Ontology annotation, biological process: nucleobase-containing compound metabolic process. The record is from RefSeq and is a predicted model, not a curated record.
AUGUCAGACCCCAAUGCACCACCACCACCACUGAGUGCUCAUUCUGAAGGGUCUUCUCGACGCACUGGUCGUCGCGCUCGUCCGCCGUCGACGCGAGCUGCUGAAAGUACUCCAAAUCCCAACGACGAUCACUCUCAAGCGCAAGGUCGCCGUCCAGCUCAUCGGGCGACUGUCAACCAUCAUUCAGACCACAUUGCUGCUUCUGCUGUUACUGCUGCUGCUGCUGCUGCUGCUGCUGGUACUGCUGGUACUGCGGCUGCUGCUUUGUCGUCGUCCUCGUCGCCGGCCGCUCCAGGCCGAACAAGGCCACCGACGCACCCCCAGCAGAACAGGGCUCCCGCCCAUCCUCCCCAAGCUCGACAAACGCGACAUUUCGCUGCAGGUCAUACAGUUGCAGGCUCUGCUGCCGCGGUGCAGUCGGUCGGUGACGAGCCAAGUCAUCCUGCUCCCAAUCCAACGCGCCGUCGGAGAACCCGGCACCGCGCGCCACCGCAGACCGUGGUGGAACAACCGUCGUCGGGAAUAGCUGCAACGACACUGCCGGAACAUUCUCAACGGCACAGGAGGCACGCACCUCCACCGCACCAGCACGCCAGCUUCCAUCAUCCUCUCGAGAGCAGCUCGAGUUCUCAGACAACUUCGUUUGUGGCCAAUCCGACCACGCCCACUGGCGCCAACGUCUCGGAUGCGCUGAGCGCAGCUGCUGCUGCUGCUGCUGCUGUGGAACACGGCACGUCUCAAGCUAAUCUAUUUUCAAGCAAGUCUUAUGCCGGAUACUCUUUCAGCAACACGCACCUCCACAAUCACCACCUUUUUCCCGCUGCAGCGCAGCACCGCCCCGCUUCAUGCACCCACCACAGCACCCUUAUCUGGUACAAGACGCAGCUUCCAGCCCUGCUGUUCCAGCAAUCGAAAGCCGUCUUCCCGGUGGAUGUAUUGUACACUACUUCCGAGCAGGCUGCCAAUGAGUACAUUCAAGAGCACUUUGCCACGACAAGUUUAAUUGGCUUGGAUCUCGAGUGGCAUCCCGAGUUCCAGGCCAAGCAAUUUAAUGGCGUCUCUCUCAUUCAGUUGGCAACCGAAACCAAAUGCCUGCUGUAUCAUCAGCCUCGCGUUGAAAGCCUGCCGUCGGAAUUGGCCAAGCUGCUGGCAAAUCGGGCUGUGCUCAAAGUUGGUAUUGGGAUUUCAAACGACCUGGCUCGACUUCGACGGGCCUGUAUUAAUUCUGGGCAUGUGCACCUGGAGUCCAUCUUUGACCUUGGGGCGCUGAGCCUGCUGGUUUUUUCGGAUUUGAGGGGUGCUCCUGGAUUGCGAUCGCUGGCAACACGGUGUGGACUGGCAAUCAACAAGGCCAAGCAAGUGUCCAUGUCUGCCUGGGACCGCAUUCCUUUGAAUCACACUCAACUUGUUUAUGCCGUUCAAGACGCGUGGGCCAGCUUUUUCCUUUUUGCGUGUCUGUAUGCGUUGUCUCGUGACAUUCCUGCGACGCGAGUCUUUGAAACAACGCCAAAGGGCGCCGUCCUUGCCGGCUUGGAUCCCAAUUCUACCAUUUUCGCCAAUGCGCGUGCGAUUAUUCGGCUUCGGCAUCAAUCGCUCCAGGCCCUCGGAUUUUCCUUCACUGUCCAGCUGCCUGAUGCGCAGAUUUCCGUAAAGUCGUUCGAGAAGGUUUUGGACGUGUCUUUAUUUGCCAAGCAUUCUGUUGUCGCCACGGCAGACGGCUCAGCAGAGGGAGGCUGGACGCGUGCCGCAAGCGCAGGACGAUCGCGUGGCGCAGUGCAUGCAGCGGCCUCACUCACGACCUCCCCUGCCACCGCCGCCGCUGCUGCUACUGCCACUACUACUGUCACUGCUGCUGCGUGGAUGAGCGGGCGCGCGGCGAGCUCGGGGACGUCGCAGCGCAAACCAGCGUCUUCUGCUGGAUCCAGGACGGCUGCUGCCAAGACACUGACCACUGCAUCGUCGACUGGGCCGAGCAGGUCCUCCGCCGCCGCCGCCGCAGUGAGCACCACGAACGCUGCAGAUGCAGGUGCACAGACCACUGCAGCAUCGGGCCAGACAAAGCUCGAACCUACCCCGCAAAAGGGGCUGGACACCGCGAGCGUCGUGAAGACUGCAGUGUUGGGAUCAUCCGCUCCCACCGCCGUCGCCGCAACAGCAGCAAGCCCGGCACUGCCAAAGACCCAAGUGGAAGUGACGUACACGUUCACGACCCCUCAAGAUCAGAUUCCCGGCAUGCGCUUGACGGACAGCGCAGUCAUUGUGCCGCUGACCGUCAUGUACACGAGCUCGCCCAAAGCAGCCGACGAGUUUUUGCAGACCCAUUUCUCAAAGACCAAUGUGAUUGGCUUUGAUGCAGAGUGGCGCCCGGAGCAAAAGAACGAGUUCAACGGAGUUGCCGUGAUGCAAAUUUCCACAGAAGAGGCAUGUCUGCUGUACCAACGCAACGGACCUGGCGCGUUGCCAUCGCAAUUACUUCGGCUCCUAACGGAUACGAGCGUACUGAAAGUUGGUGUCGGUGUGGCCGACGAUCUGAAGCGAGUUCAGCGCGCGUUUGGCCUUCCCAAGCAAACCCAAUUCGAACCUGCCGUUGAACUUGGAACUUGGAGUCGUCUUGUAUUCAAGGAUCUCCCGACCCAGCCUGGCCUCAAGUCUCUCGCUGCUUACUGUGGCGUCGCCCUAAAUAAAAGCAAGCGCAUCACCAUGUCGGCGUGGAAUCGUAUUCCCCUGAGUACCAACCAGCUCAUUUAUGCCGUCCAGGAUGCCUGGAUUAGUUUUUUCAUCUUUGCGCGCCUGUUCGUUCUCUCUCGAAACAACAAGGCUGUCACGGAGCUCAAGCGCACCAUGUACAAUGGACGACUGAUGGGAUUUGAUCUUGACAGCAACCUUUUCAAGAACGCGCGGGCCUUUUCGCAGUUCCGCUCGCCUUUGCCCCGUGGUUUGUGCUACUCGUUUGUCGUGCAACAGCCCGACGCUGGCUCCCAGAUUCGAUUGCGCGACGAGCAAGCACUCGCCACACUGUUGCCUGUUGGCACCGCUGAGAGCGAGGCGGAAGAUCCCGAGCCCACGCUCAACUCCCCUUCUUCCCCUUCCGACGUCGCAGUAUCCGAGGUGGCACCGCCGUCCGAGGCGCUGGAGGCGGUCGCGGCCAAACCCACCGCCCUUCAAGUCACAGACAACAGCAAGUCGUCCGCGCUCCAGCCCGCGCCCGCGCCUGCGCCCGCGCCCGCUCCGGCUCCGGCUCCCCCAAGUGCCCCUCGUGCCGUCUCCAAUACGCUUCCGCUCCCGGUCAAGCCGAGCGAGCAGUCGCCCGAGUAUGUUGAGGCGGAGGGCUGGUUUACCCUGCUGCGCGCCUCGGAUGUCGUGCAAUGGCAACGCUUGCAUCGCACUGUGCAGGCGCGGCUAAACAUUGGCGGGUACCGCAUCUUUGAGCACGUUGCGCCGACCCUCAAAGACGCCAUUGAAGGUGUCAUGCAGCGCGCGUUGGUUUCCAUCAAACUCGAUCUCACAACUUUGGGCGAAUCCAUCGCUCCUCCGCCUGCCGUGCUGGUUGGCUCGACCAUGUUGCUGUCUUCAUCAGCGCACAACGUUGAGGCGUUUGUAGACCUCAAUCAUCCGCAUCACUACACCACCGAGAUGCUGCGGGCGACAAUUGUGGCGUAUUCGAAAAUUCUUGGUCUCGGGGCCACUUGUUUCGAGAUUUAUGGAUUUGACAAGCCCCUCAAAGUGCGCUUUGAGGAUGUCAACAACAAUGCAAUCAUGUCGUCACCCAGCCAGGUUCCAUCUGGACCGUUCCGUGUGAUCAUUCCCGGCUCUGUUGUCGCACCCAUGCGAAAGGAUGCCGCUGCGUUCUCUCGCGCGUGGUUGUUCGAUCUCAUGCUCAUUCUCAUCGGGCAUUUGCGCAAGCAAGACCUCAAGUUGUCCGACCCUGAAUGUGUGCGAACGCUCGAUGUGUCGCCUAGUUUAGGCUCCUCUGUUGCUGCUGGUGUUGCUGCCCCUGCUGCUGCUCCUGCUGCUGGUGCUGCUGUUGCUGCUCCUGUUGCUGCUGAUGUUGCUCCUGUUGCUGCUGCUGCUGCUGCUGCUGCUGUUGCUCCUGUUGCUGCUGCUGUUGCUGCCCCUGCUACUGCUCCGGCGCGCAACUAAAGGGGCUUUUCGUGUUUUUGCGAUCGAUUCAACAAAUUUGUCAUACUAAUGAAAUAGAGAACGUCAAUCUUGAA